Molecule: messenger RNA, 2071 nt
Organism: Saimiri boliviensis boliviensis (Bolivian squirrel monkey)
Lineage: Eukaryota; Metazoa; Chordata; Mammalia; Primates; Cebidae
Source: RefSeq, a predicted model, not a curated record
GGCGCCCUGCGGUCCUCCAGUGCUGGAGCUGGGCCGGCCUGGAGCGGCCCCGCCCACGGCCGAGGUUUCGGUUUCCCGUGGGAGCCCCGCCCCGUGCCCCGGGAGCCCGAGGCGGCGGGGAUAAAUGGCUGGUGCGGCGGCUGGAAACCUGACCCCUGGGGGAUCGGAGCUCGUCGAGGGAUGCGGCUGGCGCUGCCCGGAGCAUGGCGACCGCGUGACCGAGCUCUUCUGUCGCAGCUGCCGCCGCUGCGUGUGCGCGCUUUGCCCGGUGCUGGGCGCGCACCGCGGCCACCCGGUGGGCCUGGCGUUGGAGGCGGCGGUGCACGUGCAGAAACUCACCCAAGAAUGUUUAAAGCAGCUGGCAAUCAAGAAGCAGCAGCACGUUGACAACAUAACCCAGAUAGAAGAUGCCACUGAGAAGCUCAAGGCUCAUGCAGAGUCAAGUAAAACCUGGCUGAAGGGGAUAUUCACUGAACUCAGAUUACUACUUGAUGAAGAGGAAGAAGCGGCCAAGAAAUUCAUUGAUAAAAACACACAGCUCGCUCUCCAGGUGUACAGGGAACAAGUUGACUCUUGCAAAGAGCAACUUGACGUCACGAACGAUCUCUCCAACAGGGUCUGGAGUAUCAGCCAGGAGCCCGAUCCUGUCCAGAGGCUUCAGGCAUACACGGCCACCGAGCAGGAGAUGCAGCGGCAGAUGAGCCUCGGGGAGCUGUGCCACCCUGUGCCCCUCUCCUUUGAGCCCAUCAGGAGCUACUAUAAAGGUCUUGUGGAAGCCAUGCAGAGUACACUACAGACGCCACUGGACAUUCGCCUUAAGGAAAACAUGAACUGCCAGCUCUCAGACCCUUCCAGCACCAAGCCAGGUACCUUGCUGAAAACCAGCCCCUCACCAGAGCGAUCCCUCUUCCUAAAAUACGCGCGCACGCCCACGCUGGAUCCGGACACGAUGCACGCGCGCCUGCGCCUGUCUGCAGACCGCCUGACCGUGCGCUGCGGCCUGCUGGGCAGCCUGGGGCCGGUGCCCGCGCUGCGGUUCGACGCGCUCUGGCAGGUGCUGGCUCGCGACUGCUUCGCCUCUGGCCGCCACUACUGGGAGGUGGACGUGCAGGAGGCCGGCGCCGGCUGGUGGGUGGGCGCGGCCUACGCCUCUCUGCGGCGCCGCGGGGCCUCGGCCGCCGCCCGCCUGGGCUGCAACCGCCAGUCCUGGUGCCUCAAGCGCUACGACCUUGAGUACUGGGCCUUCCACGAUGGCCAGCGCAGCCGCCUGCGGCCCCGCGACGACCUCGACCGGCUCGGCGUCUUCCUGGACUACGAGGCCGGCGUCCUCGCCUUCUACGACGUGACGGGUGGCAUGAGCCACCUGCACACCUUCCGCGCUACCUUCCAGGAGCCACUCUACCCGGCCAUGCGUCUCUGGGAGGGGGCCAUCAGCAUCCCGCGGUUGCCCUAGGGGCCAGGACCAGCGUGACAGCCUCCAGGUCUGUACCUAGAUCAGCGUGGCUGGUCCCCUUACUACCUACUUCUCAGGGCCGUCUCCCUGCCCCAGCCCUCCCCAACCAGUCACACCCGCAGUGGUUUGAAGGGUUCCUCUCCUAGGCUAGUUUGAAACAUGCCCUAAACAAGUCCGCUGCUGCCCUCUCAUCAGACCUCCACACCCCCACCCCCACCACUUACUCUACUCUAGGCCACUUCCUUCAAAGUGACAUACCCACAGAUAACCCUCAGCAUCCGGAACAUAUCAUCCACCACCUGGGAACUUUCUCCCUCGUACAGCACAAGAACCUGGCACAUAGUAGGCACACAGUAAAUAUCUGUGAAUGAAUGAGUCAUCCAGCACUGACUCUUCUGUCCCGUGAGGUCUCUUGGAUCUACCGCUUCCUUCUCACCUAUUUCAUCUUGUCCACAUCACACCUUCCUCCAGAACAACUGUGAGAGCUUCUUAGCAGUUCCUGGUCUGAACCCUCUCCCAGUCCUCAUCUUUCACCCUAAAACCAGGGUGCUCUUCCUAAAAUUUCACUUGUCAGAACUAUGAAGAGGCUUCCAGGAGUUUCCAUGGAAAAACAAAAAA